UGACUUCUUCUAAGUUAAAACUGCAGCCGAACUUACUAUUUUCACGUCCUCCCCUUGAAGAAAAUAAUAAAACCUUUUCGGUUGCUUGUGAGACAGACUUUUCCCAUUUAUUUAUUCUGAAACAUUUUAAUCGCACCCAUCUGCACGAACCUGAAAGUCCAGUCUGUCGGGAUUAUAAACCUAGAAUCCUGGAGGAAAAAUGGACGUUGACAGUAAACAACAUGGAGUUGUUGUGCCCAAAGAAGCAUCAGUGGCUCACGGGCGAGUGUUGAGUGGAGCGGAUGACUUGUGGCAGAGCUACUCUGAGAACCCGCUCAUGGUUGCAACCAAGGCCAUGAUGAGCAUCAAUGACGAUGAGGAGAGCAGUGCAGCUUUGGCGCUCGUCUAUGACUACUACAAGCUUCCCAGAGAGAAGCGACACAUUUCCAGCAGUGUUGUGGAUUCAAGCAGACCCAUGGCUCAAAACUGCAUCAAGACAUUCCAGUUACUUGAUCUCCAGAAGUCAAGGUCAAUGCCUGUCAAUCUGUCUCUCCACAACCCUACCACUGUCGAGCACCAGGACUCAAAGCACAGAGCAGGAAACCAUCCUGCAGCUGUCUGUGAGAGUGAAAGCAGAACAGCGGCUCACACUUCACUGGCACUGGUCAAGACAGAAGACCUGACUGUGCUGUCACUGGCAGGCAUUUCUCCUUCGCUGGACAGUGGAAAGAAGGCCAAGAUGGUUACUGAGCAAAACCGUGUGGAUGUACCCCUCAUUACAUAUUUGAAAGAUGAACAGAAAAGUUCCAAAGUAUCUAAAGGUGCUGCUGGCAAAAAGGUGAAUGACAGAAAAGGAACGGAACAAUUGCACUGUAGGGUUCCAGUUGACUGUUACCAGUAUUCAAUUGAGGCCAGCUUGUCCCAGCGGUCACAACAGGCUGAUGGAGUGAUGGCGUAUCUGAACCGGGGUCAGUUUUACCCUCUGACUUUGACCAGAACCGAUCUCUCUCCGUCACCACACCAGCUCAGAGGGAGGACCUGGAAAAGUGGACACCACGGAAGCACAACUGGAACAGCAAGAGCAUCUGAGCUGGAGCAUGGUGGUAUUGUACAAAGUGUCAUCAUGGUUGUGUUUGGGGAAGAUAAGAGCAAGGAGGAGCAGCUGAAAAACUGGAAAUACUGGCAUUCCCGCCAGCACACGGCCAAGCAGAGGGUCUUGGACAUUGCAGAUUACAAGGAGACCUCCAGCACGAUUGGGAAUGUGGAGGAAAUUGCCUACAACGCUGUUUCUUUUACAUGGGACGUCAGUGAAGGAGCCAAGGUGUUUAUAUCUGUCAACUGUCUGAGCACAGACUUCUCCUGUCAAAAGGGUGUCAAGGGAAUGCCCCUGGUCAUCCAGGUGGACACGUAUGGUUACAACACUGGUGGCAGACCGGUCCAUAGAGCUCUCGCUCAAAUCAAAGUCUUCUGUGAUAAGGGAGCUGAGAGGAAACUUCGUGAUGAGGAAAAGAAGCAGCUCAGGAAACGGAAAGGUAAAAGCUCUGGCCCUCUUUUGCUGCCAAAGGCAGAAGAAAGUAGACUGUUCAAGGCCCAGACUGACCUGGACACGCAGCCAGUUCUCUUCAUUCCUGAUGUGCACUUCGGACACCUGCAGCGAACUGGCCAGGUGUUUGCUGUCAAUAGAGAGGAAGAUGACAAAAAAAGCAGUGUACUCGUGAAGAGGAUGGCACAUGCUCCUGAAGAGGAGGCUGGUCCUCCACAGCCCAAAAAGGCCAGGGUAGACCUGGAUAGAAAAGUUCUGCUCUAUGUCAGGAAAGAGUGCGACGAAGUGUUUGACGCCCUGAUGCUUCACUCUCCAACCCUCAAAGCUUUAACAGAUGCGAUUUUGGAGAAGUAUGCGCUUCCUGUUGACUUAAUGACUAAAGUAUACCAAAGGAGCAAGAAAGGACUGCUGGUGAACAUGGACGACAACAUUGUGCAGCACUUUGCCAAUGAGGACACCUUCACUCUGAGCAUCAGCAGCUCUGCUGACUCCCUCCGUGUCACGCUGUCAGAGAUUUCCAUGUAGCAAGAGGGCGCUGAUGAACUAUCUCGGGGUUGUUGGGACACACUGCUUUUCCUGGAUGUCUGGACCCUUUGGCUUGGAUUCACAUUCACGCAAUACCUGUUGUGUUUUUCACAUCACAGGGCCGUUUGCUCUGUAUUUUAUGAUUGAACCACCUCCUUGUUCCUUUUGUAGUUUCUGCCUUUAGAUGGAAAAUACAAUACAGUCAAAUGUCAAUUUGUGCACUUUUUAAAAACAAGUUUCAGUCAACGAUUGCAUUUCAGCUAUAGCUAUUUUUUUACUCGUGAUGUACUGUGGAUUAACAUUUUAGACAAGACAUUUUAACAGAGCUGACUGCUGACAUCAGUUUCUGUGAUGACGGCGUCAGUGGAAACUCUUGAACCGGUGUGUGGGAGUGGGUGUCACAUCUUCAGGUCAGGGACUUUACACUCAUACUGUAGGUGGGGCUGCUGUUCUGUCCCUUUGUUUACACUCUACAAUGUCA
This is a messenger RNA of Synchiropus splendidus (mandarinfish), 2528 nucleotides long. Its product is annotated as grainyhead-like protein 2 homolog. Gene Ontology annotation, cellular component: nucleus. NCBI's taxonomy places the organism in Eukaryota, Metazoa, Chordata, Actinopteri, Syngnathiformes, Callionymidae. The coding region runs from base 200 to 2047 and encodes 615 amino acids. Gene Ontology annotation, molecular function: RNA polymerase II cis-regulatory region sequence-specific DNA binding; DNA-binding transcription activator activity, RNA polymerase II-specific. The transcript is spliced from 15 exons. The record is from RefSeq and is a predicted model, not a curated record. Gene Ontology annotation, biological process: brain development; regulation of transcription by RNA polymerase II; neural tube development.